Cyphomyrmex costatus is the source of this 2771-nucleotide messenger RNA. RefSeq names its product zinc finger CCCH domain-containing protein 13. The coding region runs from base 112 to 2661 and encodes 849 amino acids. The transcript is spliced from 13 exons. The record is from RefSeq and is a predicted model, not a curated record. Lineage: Eukaryota; Metazoa; Arthropoda; Insecta; Hymenoptera; Formicidae.
UGUGACGAAGGCUGCUGCGACUCCCACGUCCCACCGUUUCGGACCAUUGGCGUUGUAUCCACUACAGCCCCUUUCUCUUUACUCUAUCUUGUUCAACGAUAAGUUGCAGCCAUGAGCUAUGGUUACAACAAAUACAGUUCCACCAUGAGUUCUCGUGGUCGCGGAUUUAGUUCUCGCGGAGGUUCUUAUAGGGGACGAGGUGGAGGAAAUGAGUGGAAUGGUUCAGCAGGAGGAAAUGUAUCUGGUAGAGGAGGAUACUCAUCUUCCAGAGGUGGCAGAUUUAAAUAUUCAACAACGAAUUAUGAUUCUAGAUCCAAAUAUAACUCAGGAUCGGAAAGAUAUUCAAGCAGAGGCGGUCGUGGCGAACAUUCGAAUAGCUAUAAAAGGCCUCGUGAUUCUUAUUCUGCUAGAGAUGACCAUCGAUCAUCAAGUGACUCAACUCGUAAAAGAAUGAGAAGUGAUUCUUAUCAGGGUGGAGGUAGCGGUAGCGGCUCACAGAGGUAUUCGUCGUACGGUUCGUCCACAUCGGCGGCUUAUGACGAUAACAAGGGAUCGUCAUCGUCCAACGUAUACGAGGACAAGAGACAGAGCGAACGCGCGUCAUCGUACCACCGUUCCGAGGACCGUCAUUCCGCUUCACGGAGCUAUGCACCUCCGCCACCCCCUCGGAUUAGCGAAAUGGCACCGCCACCGACUCAGAGAUACACCUCGAGUCGAGGAAGAAUAUCGCAUCAGAGUUCGAAUUACAGAGGUCGCAUUUCGACCCGCGGCACCGGUGGUAGAGGUGCUGCAUUUCAUCGUGUGAGCUCUCGAUCGGACAUCCUCAUGGCUCGCAAGCGUACUCUGCACUCGCUUGACUAUCGUCGAAAGCUGCUAGGCUCACGCUCGCGAGACUACAUCCAGCGUGUGCGCAUGACUACUACUAAACUACGCAGGAGUAGCGGUACUACUAGGCUACCCGGAAGUAAAAAGGACUCGGGAUCCGGGACCAGCGUGAAGGACAAGGAUAGAGAGAUGGCCAAAGCCAUUAAUGCAGAAUUUUCCGAUGACGAUGACGAGGAAGAUGAUAAUAAGAGUAAUUGGGACGACGAAGAAAAGCCACAUGAACGCGAUGAAGAGGACAUGGAAGAAGAAGAGGAGAAGAAGAAAAAAGAGGAUAAGCGUAAGAAAGAAAAACAAGAUAGAGAAAGGCAACAUACCGAAGAUGAGGAAGAAAAGGAUGAUGAUAUUAAAGAAGAUGACGAUCAGAAGCGAGAAGUGAGUUGUGAGGAGGAUGAAGAUGGGGACGAUGAGGAACGUGAUGAAACUGAAAAAGAAGAACGCGACAGGAAUGCAGAUUCCGAAGAAUUGCCAAGUAGACGGGACGGUAGAAAGUUCAUAAAAUUGAAAUGCCCGCAUUGCGCCCAUCACAGCGUUACGUUCAAAGAAUAUUCACUCCAUCUAUUCUCUGGACGUCAUAGUGCUGCGAUGAAACGUAUUGCGGCUCGACAUAAGGUCACUCUCACACGUAUGCGAGUUGUUCAACGGCAAGAGCAGAGACGUAUCGAAGCUCGUGAUGCAGCACGUGGCACCCUACCAUCUCGCACCAUGUUCUGUGCUAUUUGCAAAUUAAAUUACCGUUCCUUGAAAGCUGCUCAUCAACUGUCUGAAUCUCAUCGUCAAAUGAAACGAUUCCUCACACCAUUCUGUCGUGUUUGUCGUAUCCAAUUCCGUUCGCCAAUGUUCUUUGAGACACAUAUGUGUUCCCUAGAGCACAUCAAGAGAAAGAGUAUACUGAGAGAAAGAAUGAAUGCAAAUGGAAGCGGUGAAGCAGAGGCAGAUUCGAGCGCGCCAGAAGAAGAUGACAAGGAAGUUAAUCUUGAUAAUUUUAUGACUUUGGAUUCCGUAGGUGAUGUAGAUGAAGACGAAGAGACUAACGACAAGAAGAAAGAAAAGGCCGAGGGUGAAAGUUCAAGCGAAGCGGAGAAAAAAUCGAAAGGCAAACAGAUGAUAAAAGUUGGUGCGGAAUACAUAAAACGUGUCGAAGUACAAUACUGCGAGUUAUGUAAAGUGUAUCUGCCACGCAGCGAAAAUACAGAGCGAGCAGUCGCUUUACAUUGUUCCACUCGCAGUCAUCUUAAACGGUAUGUGCGAGAUAAUGAUGAUAAGGCGCUUAGACGUCAAGCGGAAAGGAUACAUCUGCAAUCGUCAUCUUCAACGAAUGUGAAUUCUACUAAUUCCACCGUGACUAAUAAUACAUCGGAUAAUGCAAAGACUUCUCCUGUCAAUUCCGAGCCACAAGUAUCUGCUACACCUGUAUCUACUGCGGCUGAUAAUAACGGCGUUUGCGGCACAGAAUAUAUUAAAAUUGAAGAAGAAAAAUCUAGUAGCGUAGAAUCUGAAAAGAACGCGAAAGACAGUAAGAAUAAUCAGGGGGAUGAAGAUGACGACGACUACCGCGCGCACGGUAGUGAUAAAAUGAUUUGGGAUGAUGUCGACAAGGAUUUAGGCGACAUUCUAAGAGAGAGCGAGGCGGGAGCUUCAAAAUCGAGCGAUGACGAAGAUUCGCGUUACGAUCGUUUUCGUAAUUCGGACAAGAAACAACCCGGAAAAGAAAAAGAAACUGAGAAGAGUGAGGUCCUCGAAGAUAAAAGCGUUAUUAGCUUGGAGGAAAGCGACUGAUCAGUGUGUAUCUCAUGUAAGCACAAUUAAAUAUAGAUUGUCGAUCACAUAGUAAAUUCUGCACUCUCUAGAAUUAUUAAUUACCAAUUUCUAAAUUAAAUCGUAAUUUC